UAAAUAAAAAUUCAAAACAUAGAAUGAUCGUAUAGGUAUAAUAAUAUCUUAUCGAUAAUGUACAAUUCAUAAUAUUAUAUUAGCUUAUUGCUUGUAAUACUAUUGUACAUAUUUUGUCAUUUGUUAUUCUACUUUCAAUGUCUGCACACGUUUUAUUUGAUUACCUAUCUACUUUUAUUGGAUAAAUUAUGGCAAACAAAAAACAUGGGAAACAAAGUAAAUGCAAAAAGAGAAGUGCAAAGUCGAAAUGCAUACAAAAUUUACUUUUGAGUAGGUAUAAAAAAACUGAAAAAAUAAAUAAUGAAGAUAAUACCAAUAAUCUUGAAGAGGAUAUGGAUAUCCAAAAAUCAAAUGAAACUGUCAAUAACGAUGAUAAUGACUACUUACAACUAUCAGACCAUUCGGGAUUAGAUGAAUCUACAUUACCAAAUUUGAAUGUUGAGUACGUAAAAUCUAAUGAACCUACAUUAUCAGGGCGCCGAGUAGUAGACAUAGAACAUUUUAUGAAACAAAUGAUGGAACUGGGUAAACAUGGUAGUAAAUGUACUAUGGGACGAUUUGUACUAAUCAAAGAAGUACAAAAUGGUGUAGGAUUUAAACUUUAUUUCAAAUGCCAUGUUUGUGACCGUCAUCAAAUUGUCACAUCAGACAGAGAAUCAUCUGUAGAUAAUGUCAAUAAUGCGUUAGUUUGGGGAGCAUUAUCAAUCGGUAUUGGACAUCGUCAGAUUGAAGAUUUACUCGCAGUUAUGGACUGUCCAUCACCAUCGUUUAAAAAAUUUAAACGACAUGAAGUUAUUAUAGGAAAGGUGUGGGAACAACAAAUUUCAGAAAUGUUGAAAAAAAAUGGAGAGCAGGAAAAAAAAAUUGCCAUACAAAAAGGAAAUUUAUAUAAAGGAACUCCUUACAUCACAGUGAUAGGUGAUGGUGGUUGGGCUAAAAGAAGUUACGGACAUGGUUUCAAUUCUCAAUCAGGCGUGGUAAUUUUAGAAAUCUUAUAAGUUAUAACUAGGGAUCGGAUUUAUAUGUAUUUAAUAUUUAUGAAACCAAAAUAUGUAUUUUACUAAUACUUAAUUAUUAUUUUUUUUUAAAUGUAAAUAUAGGUAUCUAGAUAAUUAGUCGGAUAUUUUAUGUCAAAGGGGAAAUAUGUAUUCGCAUAUGCAUAUAAAUAAGCCCUAUAGAUAUAAAAUGUAUAUAAUAAUAUAAUAUAUAAUAUAUUUGUUUUUAAUAAUAUUAUAGAAAAAAACGGUAGUUUU
Messenger RNA from Rhopalosiphum padi (bird cherry-oat aphid), 1253 nucleotides. RefSeq lists its product as uncharacterized. The record is from RefSeq and is a predicted model, not a curated record. The transcript is spliced from 3 exons. NCBI's taxonomy places the organism in Eukaryota, Metazoa, Arthropoda, Insecta, Hemiptera, Aphididae. The coding region runs from base 189 to 998 and encodes 269 amino acids.